AUGUUUCGUUCCGCGCCUACAACACCCCCAGAGCAGGAAAACAACCUCAAAGACCGGCCCCCUAUUCGAGCAUCAACGACGUUCUACGAUCGGAUCGUAACCGAUUGGUGGUGGUGGGAACUACUCAGCUGGACUGUUAGUUUCGCUUGUGUGGCUGCUAUCAUAGGUGUACUUUGGUAUUAUGAUGGCAAAAGACAGCCGGAGUAUUUGGUAACAGGCAUCACGCUCAACGCAUACGUCUCUGUUUUUGCUGCAGUAUCCAAAGCAGCGUUGAUAUUACCUGUUUCGGAAGCCAUUGGGCAGCUGAAGUGGGUCUGGUUUCAGGAAGAGGCUGCGCUAUGGGAUUUCCAGAGUUAUGACGCCGCCAGUCGUGGGCCUUGGGGUGCAGCCAUGCUCCUUAUCAAGACAAGGUGCAGACACUUAGUAUCUCUCGGUGCCUUGGUAACUGUUCUUGCGCUCGCAUUUGAGCCGUUCUUCCAGCAGAUUGUGGCCUACCCGGAAAGAAUGACUGCUACCCAGCAGGGUAUCACCUGGGCUGCAAGAAGUUUUGUACCAAACUAUACGCCUAUACUGCGUAAAUUUUGCACAGACACCCGCUCAGACCCGACAAUGUCUGCAGUGAUUGACGCUGCUUUCAAUACUCCAGAGAUCGGGAUCAGACCGUCCACAGCCACGUGUCCCACAGGUAACUGCACCUGGCCUUCGUAUUCAACACUUGGUGUUUGCCACGAAUGUCAGGAUGUGUCCUCUUCGCUCGAGUAUCAUUGUAAGAACAACACAUCUUUGGAUCGUGCAACAGGUUUCAGAGAGGCAUCUGAUCCUUGCGGAUUCAAGAUCAACAACACUUUCCUGGUUGGUUCAACUGGAGUGGUGGGUUUUCGUAGAGUAACCAGUCUGACAACAUUGAUUGUGAACACUUCGAAUACCGCGGCACGAUUCGAUCCAUUUUUGAACUCUACCAAAUUUCGAGGCGCAACUUUGCCCAUUGUAGAUUUCUACAUUGGAUACACUCCUGGAGGACCAGCAGCCGUGAUGAGAAACGAGACACCAGUGUUUUCUGAAUGUCUGCUUACUUGGUGCGUGAAGACUCUACAGGCUCGAGUCAACAACGGCACCCUCGAAGAAUCAGUCGUCGACACUAUUACAAUACAGCCAGACAGCUAUAGCGCGUCGUCGCCAAUCGUUGCCGCACUUGGGCCUAAUGAGACCUUCAACAUCAUAAACCAGACCACGGAGAUUCUGCGCGACUGGAUUAUUUCUGAUCUGCCUCCUAUACUCUCCCAAAACCCGGAAUUUCCUUUCGGCUCUGAUAUGGGCAUAUGGAACUUUCACCACGUACCACCGUACGACUUUGAGGGUGGUCUUUCAAACCUCACUAGAGCAAUAACGAACAACAUGAAAUCGCGCGGAGUAGGCACCGUUCCUAUCGAGGGUACAGCAUGGAAAUCGGAGAAAAUUGUUCAGAUACGCUGGGUCUGGAUUACCUUACCUGCUAUCUUGCUCGUCGGAAGCCUGGUCCUGCUCUGCGCGACCAUAUGGGAAGGACGGCGGACCCAGGCUCCUGUGUGGAAAUCUUCGGCAUUGGCUACGUUGUUACAUGGGCUGUCCGAAGAAACGCAAAGACGUAUUGACCCGGACCUUUCGUCAAGUCAGAUUGAAGCAAUCUCCACUAAGCUUAGAGUACGCCUCUCGUCUCAGAGAGGCGAUGCGCGCUUGGUGGCAACAUAA
Alternaria atra is the source of this 1728-nucleotide messenger RNA. RefSeq lists its product as uncharacterized. NCBI's taxonomy places the organism in Eukaryota, Fungi, Ascomycota, Dothideomycetes, Pleosporales, Pleosporaceae. The record is from RefSeq and is a predicted model, not a curated record. The transcript has 2 exons. Bases 1 to 1728 code for a protein of 575 amino acids.